UUUCCAUAGCCUCGUGAAAGAACAACACCACCAUAAGGAAAAAGACCACUUGCAAUAUGACCCCAUUGUAAACGUGGAGCCUUUCUUUUAUAUGUACCUCAACCUCAAGUCUGCGGUACUUGAUAAAAGUCGUCGAUCCUCAAGUUUCUGAAUAACAAAAUUCCUCUCCAAUUGGUCAUGUCUUCUUCACAGGAUUGGAUUCAUACUCUUAUGAACCCCUCGCCUUUGGGCUUGAUCAUCACAAUUAUCCUAGUCCUCUCGAUACCGAUAUUCCUCCACUCUGUAGUAUUUCGCGCAACUGGUUUCACAUCUUUACCCUCUAUUGUGCUGAUUGGACCAAGCGGCGCAGGGAAAACAGCACUUCUUACUCUUUUUGAACGAGAGAACAAACCUGCAACUACUCAUACUUCUCAAACAAUUUCAUCUGCCGAAUGUUCUCUACCGGUCGAUACAGUAGCUGCCUCAAAUAAAUAUCGUUCCGUCAAUGAUCCUACCAAUCAAGUUCACAAGAAAUUCCUCCUAAUCGAUACUCCUGGGCAUGGAAAACUGCGACACCAUGCAUUCGAACAGCUCUCAACUGCUCAAAAUCUUCGAGGUGUAAUAUUUCAAGUCGAUGCUACUACAUUGGGAGCUGGAGAUGAGGGUUUAAGAGAGGCUGCCGAUUAUCUACACGAUUUACUGCUCCUCAUGCAAAAGCUCAUGGAUGGAAAAACUACCACAAAAACACCUCAAGAACUACCAAUACUCAUUGCUGCCAACAAGAUGGAUCUAUUCACUGCUCUUCCAGCCGCAUUAGUCAAAAGUAGCCUGGAAAGAGAAAUUACCAAAGUUCGAGUCUCGCGAUCGAGAGGUUUACUUGAUUCGGGGAUGUCUACAGAGGAGGACGAAGAUAAAGAUGAAUGGCUUGGAGAAAUGGGUUCUACCGACUUCAAGUUUUCACAAAUGGAGGAGUUCAACAUCUCUGUUGAAGUAGCGGGUGGUAAUAUAAUUGGAUCUGAUGGUGGAUCAGUUGAUGCUUGGUGGAGGUGGGUAGCCAACAGAUUAUAAGCGAAUGAAGCUUUUCCCGCAUUUCACAUUCUAGGAUUCAUCUAAUACCCCUCAUGAACCUUAUCUUCACAAGUUUUUUGUUUAUGUGAAUAGCUCAUCACGUUAAUUGGGAUGACAAAACUUCCUUUUAUAAUGUUUUAAUAUUAUUCUAAUAAAUUUGAGAUGUCUUGGCUACUUUAUUAUGAAGGGCUUACCUACCUACCUAGCUAAGCUCUAGCUGUUCUGGUCACAUUACAUGAUUCACUAUUAUGAAAGCUAGCAGUUCGCAUCCUUUGUAACGUCAUUGCACCGUACAAUAAAAUCUAGUUGAAUCAAUUCACUUUCUCUCAUGCACUGUAUUCAU
This is a messenger RNA of Botrytis byssoidea, 1390 nucleotides long. RefSeq lists its product as uncharacterized. The record is from RefSeq and is a predicted model, not a curated record. The transcript has 2 exons. Bases 178 to 1047 code for a protein of 289 amino acids. NCBI's taxonomy places the organism in Eukaryota, Fungi, Ascomycota, Leotiomycetes, Helotiales, Sclerotiniaceae.